This is a messenger RNA of Tyto alba (common barn owl), 2192 nucleotides long. RefSeq names its product axin interactor, dorsalization associated (gene AIDA). NCBI's taxonomy places the organism in Eukaryota, Metazoa, Chordata, Aves, Strigiformes, Tytonidae. The transcript is spliced from 11 exons. Gene Ontology annotation, molecular function: phosphatidylinositol binding. The record is from RefSeq and is a predicted model, not a curated record. Gene Ontology annotation, cellular component: membrane. The coding region runs from base 114 to 1046 and encodes 310 amino acids. Gene Ontology annotation, biological process: determination of ventral identity.
GCGGCGGUUGGGCUGGGCUGGGUCGGGCCAGCGGCGGGCGCGGGGCUGGCGGGAGCGGCGGCCCGGCGCGGUGCCCCGGCCCGGGGUGAGCAUGGUGCCCUAGUGCUGGGGCUAUGUCGGAGGCGGCCCGGAGCCUCCUGCAGCGCUGGGGUGCCAGCUUCAGGAAAGGCACCGACUUCGACUCCUGGGGGCAGCUGGUGGAGGCGAUCGACGAGUACCAGAUACUAGCAAGGCAUCUACAAAAGGAGGCACAGUCUCAGCACAACAACUCAGAAUUCACAGAAGAUCAAAAGAAAACCAUAGCUAAAAUUGCAACAUGCUUGGAACUGAGAAGUGCAGCUUUACAGUCCACCCAAUCACAGGAUGAAUUUAAGCUUGAGGAUCUGAAGAAGUUGGAACCAAUCUUAAAGAACAUCCUCACUUACAAUAAGGAGUUCCCCUUUGAUGUUCAGCCUGUCCCACUCAGGAAGAUUUUAGCACCUGGAGAAGAGGAACACUUGGAGUUUGAGGAGGAUGAUGAGGAAGGAGGAGCUGGAGCAGGGUCUCCAGACUCUUUUCCUGCUAGAGUUCCAGGAGCCAAUGAAGGUACUUUAUUACCCAGAUUGCCAUCUGAACCCGGGAUGACAUUACUCACCAUCAACAUAGAGAAAAUUGGUCUGAAAGAUGCUGGGCAGUGCAUUGAUCCUUACAUCACAGUCAGUGUAAAGGAUUUGAAUGGGAUAGAUCUGACUCCUGUACAAGAUACUCCUGUGGCUUUGAGGAAGGAGGACACAUAUGUCCAUUUUAAUGUGGACAUCGAGAUUCAGAAACACAUUGAAAAACUAACAAAAGGUGCAGCUAUUUUCUUUGAAUUCAAACACUACAAGCCUAAGAAAAGGUUUACUAGCACCAAGUGCUUUGCUUUCAUGGAGAUGGAUGAAAUUAAACCUGGGGCAAUUGUUAUAGAACUGUACAAAAAACCCACUGACUUUAAAAGGAAGAAAUUGCAACUGUUGACCAAGAAACCACUUUACCUUCACCUCCAUCAAACAUUGCACAAGGAAUGACCCUAGUUGUGAGACUUCUGUGAACUGAACCACAAGUCAUGGUAGCUGUGUGUAGUAGCCUUAGCCUUCCGGGGGCAGGAACACGACUGUAUUCAUGCCAGUAGGUCAGCCGGGACCAUCCCACACUGCACAGCACUACUUCAGGGUCAGAGGCAAGCCUACCAUCCAAGUGCAAGAGUUUUUUUCAGUACCUUCCACACACAGGUUUUUCUGAGAGCCCUGAAAUACGUUGACUGCUUUUCCUAAUUUUGCUGUUCAUCACUUUUCAUCUUAACCGUUAUUAUCCUUUUGCCUCAAACUCCACCUAAGGAUGGAGACUGCCCCUUUGCCAAACCUGUAGCAAUAAAGACGUGGCAGGCCUACUAACUGUUUACACUUGCUGUGCUAUUGUAGUUCCUCUCAUCUGCAUUUUGGAGUCCUCUGUAGCGGGCUGGGUGGGAGAAGGCCGGGAGAAAGGCGAGGUGGGGCGGGAAGGAGCUUGAGGUACUGCAAGUGAUUUAAAAAGAGAGAGAGAGAGGAGGGUGCUGGGUCAAGCGGGGGGGCUGUGGAAGGGCUCCUCAGCCAGCUGUGCUGCUUUGGUUGGGCCGGGAGGAGGACAACUGCAGAUGAGAACACAGAACUAUGAUUUUAACAGCUUUGCCUGAUCCACUUGUACUGAGUUUUGGAUACAAUACAUGUUAUAAUCCUGUAAAUCACCCUUACUCCCUAAUAGAGCUAAUUUUUCUGUAUGUUGUCCCAGAGUGAUUUGCAAAGGUGGGUGGGGGAGGCAGAGAGGCUUUCUGCAGGGCUUCGUCCUGGCGGCGGCGGGUGCUUCACUGUUUCAGUGGCAGCAGGACAGGCCCCUCGGUGUUCAAGAGUCGAUUUUUCCAGAGCUUUUGGUAAAGCAGAUCUGGCUAGCAGGUUGACCCACCUUUUACAUGAAACUGCUGUUCUUAUGGAAACUGAUUGUAUGCAGUUUUCUGCAUAUUUUAUGCAAGUCUGGAAACUUACUCUAAAAAUUACCUUUUUAUGUAAGUAGAUAGGAUUAUCAUUUAUUUUCUAUAUUUUUGAUUUGGUGUGUAAUAAGCUGCAGGACAUUGGCUUAUUAUGACACACUUGCAUUCACCUUGUGACCUAAUAAAGGGACAGAAGUAGAACCCAGUCAAA